Molecule: messenger RNA, 834 nt
Organism: Chenopodium quinoa (quinoa)
Lineage: Eukaryota; Viridiplantae; Streptophyta; Magnoliopsida; Caryophyllales; Amaranthaceae
Product: protein FAR1-RELATED SEQUENCE 5-like
Exons: 2
Coding region: 1-834 (277 amino acids)
Source: RefSeq, a predicted model, not a curated record
AUGGAUACUGUAGUUGAAACUAUAUACACAGAAGCUAAAGAAUCUGAAUUAAUGAAGAAAACAGUAACUAGUGAUGAUGAAGCAUAUAAUUUGUACAAUGAUUAUGCUUUUAAGAUUGGUUUUAGUAUAAGGAAGGGAAAUGUAAGAACAGUUGGUAAGACAUCUGUUUGGCGAAGUAGGAGAUAUGUAUGUUCACGUGCUAGUUUGAAGAAUGACUCUAAGAGGCAUGUGAGGAAGUUUGAGAAGUUAGAUUUUCGUACAAAUUGUGGCGCUUUUGUGGAGUUUAUUAUUGAUCUAGGUGUAUGGACUGUUGUGGAUCAUCAGAUGGAACAUAAUCAUCCUUUUAUACCAAUUGACAAAAGACAUUUGUUAAGGUCUCAAAGAAAUGUGAAUAAAGAGCAAUUGAAAUACAUAAGUGUAAUGAAGGCAAGUGGUGUUAGGGUAACUGAUUCACUACGUCUUUUGUCCAAAGAAGUUGGUGGUUCGCUGAAUCUUGGGUGUACUCGAAAGGAUAUAUACAAUGCUUUGACUACUGAAAAGGCCAAUAGACUUGAUGGCUCGGAUUGUAAUCAAUUGAUCAAGUAUUUUGCUCAAAGGCAAGCAAAGGAAGCUGAUUUCUAUUAUGAGUUUGAGGUAGAUGAAGGAAAUUCCCUUACUUGUGUUUUUUGGAGAGAUGGAAGAAUGAAAAGGGAUUAUGAACACUUUGGUGAUUUGAUGGUUUUUGACACUACUUAUAGAACAAACAAGUAUGGCAUGAUAUGUGCCCCUUUUGUUGGUAUGAAUCACCAUUGUAACAAUGUCAUGUUUGGGAUGGGAUUUGUUCUAGAUGAGUAA